Molecule: messenger RNA, 2541 nt
Organism: Miscanthus lutarioriparius
Lineage: Eukaryota; Viridiplantae; Streptophyta; Magnoliopsida; Poales; Poaceae
Source: the annotation of a GenBank genome assembly
AUGUUCUCAGCUAUCAUGGCAAAGAAGAGUUACAAACAGCAUUCCAAAUCUGAGAAAAUCCAGGUGGGCUGUAUGUCUGGGCUGAUUCGCAUGCUUGACUUCCGUCGCAGUCCAAAACUUCUUUCAGAUGGGACAGUCAAAAGAGAUCCAAAAGGUUUUGAAGAUGUCCAGGAAACAAAUCUGCUAUUAUCAAGUAUUAGAACUUUGAUGGAAGAAGAGAUGUCCAGCAACACACAGCCCUUGAAGCAAGCACAAAGCAAUGUAACUGGGAUAUGCUCUGAAGAUAUUGAUCUAAACUUGGCUGCAAGUCUAAUGGAAAUCUACAGGUCUCGUACUGAAGGACAAGAAAUCAGGAAUUCAAUCGAGUCAGGUCGCCGUUCCAUUUCGACUGACAAAGAGAACAAUACUGACCCUCCUGAUCAUCUCUAUCAGAUCCCAUCUAGUAUCCAGAGAGCUCUAGAAGAUGUUGCUGAAGCAGUUAUAAGACAUCAAUCUGCAAAAAAAAAAUACAUAAACAGCGGUGAUGAAACUAGGUCCAGAGAAUUGGUUGAUGCCCUACAGCUACUGAGCUCAGACAAGGAAUUAUUUCUGAUGCUUAUGCAAGACCCAAGCUCUAGGUUGUUAGAAUGUCUCCAAAACCUUUACAUGUCACUAGGAAGUAAGUUAGACUGUGAAGAAUAUGACGAAGAAACUGAGUUGCAAGGUAUGGCAAAUAGUCUAGAGCAGUCAGUGACUUCUCCAAGUAAGGUUCAAAGAAGGCAUAAUUCUUUCUUGAAGGAGGAUAGGUUGGUCAUGAGGAAACCACCAGAGUUAAAUGAUAGUUCUCGUGGUCUUAGCAGAAUAGUAAUCUUGAAGCCAAGUCCUACAAGAGGUCAUAGCACUCUUAUCUCAGGUAGCGCAACUUCGUCACCACUAUCAAAUCAUAUUGAUUUGCAAGUUCAAGAAGCCAGUGAUAAACCUGAUUGUCAUUUCUCACUUAGAGAGCUUAAAAGGAGGCUAAGGCUUGCUAUUAGCGAUAAUCGGAAGGAUCACCAGUUAAACUCCACGAGUAGUAAUUUUCAUAAAGCUGAGGCUGAUUCUGGCAAACUGCUUCCAGUCGCAAGUAUGUCGGAGACGGAGAGUCUGGCAAGUACAGAUUCUUCUGACAGGGCUAAGGAACCAUCUAUUGUUGACAAGAAAACAGUCACGGAAGAUAGUGUAAGUGGGAUGAGAAAUGAUGUCGCUCAUGGUGUCGGUGUCAGCUCUUUCUCCUAUGAAAAAGCUAACAUGUAUAUAAUUGAGAGAUUAAAUGAUCAAGGCGAAGAAAGUUAUCAAAUUGUACAGAAAUCUGAAUCUUUUGAGAGAUUAAUUUCACUGCCCGAGAAUGAUAGAUUUUCUCCAAGUGAUUGCCCUCAAGAGGAGAAAAUUAGCAUGGCACAUGAAGCUACAGAAUCGUUGAACUUGAAUACUAUUGAGCAAGAGGAUGGUUCAGCAAGCCCUUACUCAACAAGGCUGUACCAGGAGUCAGAAUCAGCCAACACUAGCAACUUAGGUACAGAAAUGUUGAUUGAGCCCACGAUAGAUCAUGGUAGUCAUCAACAAAAUGAGGGCGCUAUCUCACAGGAGUUAAUCCGUGAAGGGGUUAAGAUCAUGCCAGAUACAAUGGAGAACUCACCUCUCUGUGCUGAGACUGGAACUUCGCAGGAAGGAGUGGGAGAGACAAAUCCAGAUGAAUGUUCAAUGGAGGAACCAAAAUUCAUGAAUUUGUCACCAGAACUGGCCCUGUAUUCUCCAGAUGGCUCCGUUAAUGAACAAGAAAACCAUAUUCCAUCAGAAGUUGUUGAAUUAGUCAAACCAUCUGUAUUGACAUUUCCAUACUCGCCGGAAAAUACUAAUGACAAAGAGGAGAAAUUGAGUCCACAAUCUGUUCUUGAUCCCAUUAUAGGAGAAGUUACCAAUCCUAGACACAAAACUCCAAAUCGAGAUGAAUUCUCCAUGCCUACUUCCAGAGUGCUGUUCAAAGAGGUUGACGCUCCUUCAACAUCCCUAACUUUGUGGAAUGGACCACAAGUAGCCAUUUUGGAUGACAAAGCCACAAGGGUGUCCUUCAUCAAGGCUGCGCUAGAAGCUUCAGAAUUGCUGUCCGAGGAAAAUUCGCAGAGAUGGUACACAGAAGAGCCACUGCUUGAUGUAUCUGUAUUGGCUGAAGUAGGAAAUUCGUACUGCCUGACAGACGAUGCAGUGCUUUUGUUUGACUGUGUGGAAGAAGUUCUUCUCAAGAUAAGGGACAAGUUCUUUGGUACCGACCCUUGGGUUAACUUUCUGAAACACAAUGUACGACCAGCUCCAGUAGGAAGACAGCUCGUUCAAGAGGUGGCUAGGGGAAUCGAUUCUCUUGUCGGUAAAGAAUUUUCAAACACUUUAGAACAGGUGAUGAUGAAAGACUUGGACAGUGGGUCGUGGCUGGAUCUUCGAGGUGAUACUGAAAGUGUUGUAGUUGAGUUGUGGGAUGGUUUGCUUUAUGACUUACUAGAGGAAGUGGUUUUUGAUCUGUGGCUUUGA